UCUAUACUAUUACCGGUAUACCGUACAACCCUAGUUCAAAGUCGUGGUUAUAGCCUGGAAAUUUCGGUAACCUGCCCAACUCUACCUGGUUUACAUAUUACUUAUGCAAGGAACACUUGCCUCUUACUAAUGAAUUUGUACUUUGUUGACACUUGUUAUUUACUCUUUGACCUGGUCAGUCAAAACAGACGAGUAGUAUCUCCACAAAUGUAGAGAUGGUAUCUUGUAUUUACUCUUAAUUGUGCAGGUGUACCUAACGUUGUAGCAGGUGAGUGUUUUUUUUUCUUCCUUUUUGAGCUUUGCAGUGAAACAUCAGUGGCACAACCUCCCAGGCAUGAGGAAUCUGUCAAAUUGCUGUCAACUAUGUGCUGCUUUGUCAUAAGACCACAAAGCACUGGAAACACGAGCCGCUGAAGCUGUUACAUCAGACCAAAGGGCCAAGACGCUGACAUCACACGGACACACAAUCACAUCACCAGCGGACGCGGGUUAGGGAUUUUUCCGUGGUCCGGGUGAAGCGAAGUGAACAAUCAAGCUGAACGGAUCCAAACUGGAUUGAAAAUGAAAAAAAAAAAAAAAAAAAAAUGAAAAAAAAAAAAAAAAAAAAAAAAAAAAAAAAAGAACAGGAGUCACUGCUGGAUGUGCGCAAGAAAAAAGAUCACACAGAAUAUUGAUAAUAAAAUCGAUUUAUUACGGGUUGUUUGGAGCAGGUGGUUUCACUGGAGUUGGUGUGCUUUGUCAAACUGUAGUAGACGUGGUGUGUCAGUUGGUCAACGAAAAAAAAAAAAAAGAAAAAAAAAAAAAAAAAAAAAAGAACAGGAGUCUGCUGGAUGUGCGCAAGAAAAAAGAUCACACAGAAUAUUGAUAAUAAAAUCGAUUUAUUACGGGUUGUUUGGAGCAGGUGGUUUCACUGGAGUUGGUGUGCUUCGUCAAACUGUAGUAGACGGGGUGUGUCAGUUGGUCAACGAAAAAAAAAAAAAAGAAAAAAAAAAAAGAACAGGAGUCUGCUGGAUGUGCGCAAGAAAAAAGAUCACACAGAAUAUUGAUAAUAAAAUCGAUUUGUUACGGGUUGUUUGGAGCAGGCGGUUUCACUGGAGUUGGUGUGCUUCGUCAAACUUUAGUAGACGGGGUGUGUCAGUUGGUCAACGAAAAAAAAAAAAUAAAAAAGGAAAAAAAUGGAAAAAAAUAAAAAAUAAAAAAAAUAAAAAGGACAGGAGUCACUGCUGGAUGUGCGCAAGAAAAAAGUUCACACAGAAUAUUGAUAAUAAAAUCGAUUUAUUACGGGUUGUUUGGAGCAGGUGGUUUCACUGGAGUUGGUGUGCUUCGUCAAACUGUACUAGACGUGGUGUGUCAGUUGGUCAACGAAAAAAAAAAAAAAAAAAAAAAAAAAGAACAGGAGUCUGCUGGAUGUGCGCAAGAAAAAAGAUCACACAGAAUAUUGAUAAUAAAAUCGAUUUAUUACGGGUUGUUUGGAGCAGGUGGUUUCACUGGAGUUGGUGUGCUUCGUCAAACUGUAGUAGACGGGGUGUGUCAGUUGGUCAACGAAAAAAAAAUAAAUAAAUAAAAAAAUGGAAAAAAUAAAAAAAUUAAAAAUAUAAAAAGGACAGGAGUCUGCUGGAUGUGCGCAAGAAAAAAGUUCACACAGAAUAUUGAUAAUAAAAUCGAUUUAUUACGGGUUGUUUGGAGCAGGUGGUUUCACUGGAGUUGGUGUGCUUCGUCAAACUGUACUAGACGUGGUGUGUCAGUUGGUCAACGAAAAAAAAAAAAAAGAAAACAAAAAAAAAAAAAAAAAAAAAAGAACAGGAGUCUGCUGGAUGUGCGCAAGAAAAAAAGAUCACACAGAAUAUUGAUAAUAAAAUCGAUUUAUUACGGGUUGUUUGGAGCAGGUGGUUUCACUGGAGUUGGUGUGCUUCGUCAAACUGUAGUAGACGUGGUGUGUCAGUUGGUCAACGA
Molecule: messenger RNA, 1953 nt
Organism: Entelurus aequoreus (snake pipefish)
Lineage: Eukaryota; Metazoa; Chordata; Actinopteri; Syngnathiformes; Syngnathidae
Exons: 2
Coding region: 640-1560 (306 amino acids)
Source: RefSeq, a predicted model, not a curated record